CUGACAGCACAGAUGAAAUUGUUGAACAUGUAUAGUCAAAAGCAAACACAGUGAUGGACUUAUUAAAGACACACACAGAGCCAGAGGGGAGGGGCUCCAGUCUGGCUGCAGCUGCUGUAUUGGCUGUCUGCUCAGCAGUGGGGAGGGGCAGAGGGAGCGAGAGAGAGGGAGAGAGAGAGAGAGAGAGAGAGAGUUGGGGGAUGAGGGCAGUGCUCACGUUGGGAGAUAGGGAAAGCCCGUCACUUGUGUCUGCUGAUAAUAGCAUAUCAGCCAGAGCGCGGCUAUCGGGAGAGCGGAGCACAAGGCAGUGCGGAGGACUGAGCUGCUGAGAAUGGCACACUAGAAAGACAGGCACACUCAGAGAAACACACACACACACACACACACAGAAAUAAAUCAAGGGAAGACAGAGCGCAUCAAGACGCUCACUGAGAAGAGGAGGACAGAGAGGGGAGCCGAGCCGAGCACUUGAAAGAAGAGAGGAGAGCAAAGUGAGGAGGAGAGAAAAGUUACCAGGUCAGCAAUAGAACGUGGAAGUGGAGCAGCUGGGACUCGCAGGGGUCUCAUUCCCACAGGAGCAGUAAGCGGCACAAGAGGAGAGUGAUAUUACAUGAGGGGAUAGAGGGAGCACUGCAAGUUGUGUCUUCUGGAAAAAGCAGACCUGUCUUUAGAGAAAGGUAAUGCUCCUCACAGGACGUCUCUGCACAGCCACUUCAGAGCGAUCACAGCAAGACACUUGACCCUACUCUCUGGUCCAUUUGUGUGCCGAAGUGGAUGUAGUUGUGUUUCUCUGAGGGGUUUGCCUUCUUUUUGUUUUGUGCUCCCGAGUGAGAAGCAGGGGAGACUUUGGAGAGCGAGUUGUUUUGUCCUGUCAUCUCAGAGACUAUGGUAGACUGUGCAUCGAGGAGUACUUCAUCAGCAGCUGCAGCCCUAGAGCAUGGAGAAGUCCAGCAGUGAGGAGUCAGCCAUUCACCGUAGCCCGUCUGUAGAUAGCCAGGACUCAGAUUUUGCUCAAGCCUCUACAUCUGGUCGCCCGUUUGGCGGCCGCGGGUUCACUGCCGGCGCUUUCUACGGCUCCACGGGGCCGGGCAAAAACACACAGCAGGGGCAGGCUGGAGCGGCAGCUGACGCCAACUCGGGAGACAAGUCCACCAACAAGCUGAGCUCGCCCAAGGGCAGCAAAUACGUGGUCUUUUACCUGGAUCUAUCCUUUGUGUUCCUUUUAGAAUUCAAGAAGUGCAACAUGGCAAGAGGCUGCCUCUGCUGCUUGAAGUAUAUGAUGUUCAUCUUCAAUCUCAUCUUCUGGUUAUGUGGCUGCGGGCUGCUCGGUGUGGGCAUCUGGCUCUCUGUGUCUCAAGGCAGCUUCGCCACCUUCUCACCCUCAUUCCCCCAACUGUCAGCUGCCAACAUGGUAAUCGCCAUUGGAGCCAUUGUCAUGGUAACGGGCUUUCUCGGUUGCCUGGGUGCCAUCAAGGAGAACAAGUGCCUGCUUCUCAGUUUCUUCAUUGUCCUGCUGAUAAUUCUCCUAGCAGAGCUGAUAUUGCUGAUCCUCUUUUUUGUCUACUCAGAUAAGGUGAGUGAGAAUGCCAAGCAGGAUCUGAAGGACGGGCUCGCUCUCUACAACUCAGACAACAACAUAGGCCUGCGAAAUGCCUGGAACAUCAUCCAGGCAGAGUGGAAGUGCUGUGGUGUGAUAGCACACACCGACUGGCAUGAGGCCCUGAAGGAAAAAGUGGUGCCUGACCGCUGCUGUCAGGAGCAUUACCAGAACUGUGGACGCAACUCCACCAACAUGUUCUGGAACAGGGGUUGCUUUGAGAAGGUGGAAGAAUGGAUGGAUGAAAACAAGCAUAUGCUGGGAACUAUAGGCAUGGUCAUCUUGGUAGUGCAGUUUUGAGACGUCUUCGGAGCGGAAAAACACAAAAUGCUAAUGUUUUCCCCCUUGGGUUUGAACAAACUGUUGCUGUUAGACUGGGUGUGUAGUCUCCCGAGAGACUGUAAACAUCAAACAAGAUGUGCAUUAUAUUAUAUUAAGGAAAGGAUCGUGAUAUGUGAGCGUUAUAGGAAUUGCAGUGGAAAAACACUCGCAAUAAGUUGAUCGUGGUGAAUUUACAUUGUCAGCAUGAUUGUGAAAGGGAAACAUAGUUAAUAUUUCAUGCGAGUGGUACAGUCCAGUCGUUUCCAGUCAUUCAGGGCCUCAGAAUUGACAACAGUCUUAUUCAAGAUUGUUGUUUUUCCUCUUGAAAAUGUGAACUCAAAAAGAUUUCUCUCAGUAAAAUGUUUUUUGUAACAUGAGUAGCAUCUCCUAUGAUAAUAACGGUGUGUAUAAUUCAAAGGCACAACAUUUCCUGCCCAAAUUAAAAUGGUGCACUUGUGCUUUGUCUAAAAUCCUUUUCACAUUCAGUCUAAAAACCUUGAAUAGUGAUGCUCCGUGAUCUCCACCAGCCUCUGCUGCACUGCAUCUUCUCACCAAUGAGUAAUUAAACGUAAGCACCUACCAAACAUUUAUGUCUGCACCUCACUAUCCCGCGCUUAUAAUUCACUCAGCCACCUCCUAUGGCACAAAGCGCAUAAAACCGAUCCGACAGAUCUACCGUCAUAGUAACUUCCACCUGCUGUUCAUAAAAGCUGAAGUUCAAACACUUAAAUUCCAGCCACUUGUAAAUAUUUCCGUUCACACUCUGUCUCAUCUCCCGCACAACACGUCUUCGUAUUGACGUUUCAUGCUUCCGCCGUUCCCUCUUGGUUUAUUUGCCUUAGACUGUCUGUGACGAGCAUGACAAGUUGUCAGUUUGCCAAUCUGUGAACCCACGGUUUAUUCGGAAGGAGGUGACCUCACCAUAAAUCUCCGAGGGUUUUAAGACCCUGCACAUUUUUAAUGUCCUUGGGGGAAGAUGAUUGGGUGUUAGUUAAAAUUCACAGCCACACUAAGGCGAACUAAGUGUUGGGCCGGAUCUUGACUAACUUCAGAUUCAUGUGUAUUCACGACAAGAUUUCAUGAAGGCCCUUCAUUUAAAUUGCUGACUCUUCUUCCUGUCUGAUCCAACCACUUCCUUUUCUGAUCAUUUUGAUGUUUAAACACACACACACACACACGUAAAACACAGCUUCAAAAUGUA
Molecule: messenger RNA, 3119 nt
Organism: Solea senegalensis (Senegalese sole)
Lineage: Eukaryota; Metazoa; Chordata; Actinopteri; Pleuronectiformes; Soleidae
Gene: tspan9a
Product: tetraspanin 9a
Exons: 7
Coding region: 938-1897 (319 amino acids)
Cellular component (GO): membrane
Source: RefSeq, a predicted model, not a curated record